AUGAGGUCCUGGUGGCUCGGCAUGUGGAGUAUUAUGACAGCAAUAUUCAGUAUGAUACUGGAUGUCGCGAAAUUCUGGGAACAAAAUCCACAGAAAUUCCUAUCAUGGUGGCACUCCAAAUCCCCACGAGCACAACUAUUCCAUACAUUGGAAACAGCACAUAGUUAUCAAGAAUGGGAAGGAGCCGCCUUUGAACUGGAUGAGAUCCUGAAUAAAGACCUUUGGCGGCAGAAUAAUAUCAGUCGACACUAUGACCAUCGACUUAUCCUAGGUCGACUGGAAGCGUUGAUGCUCGCGAGGGAAAGCGAGAAUGUCCUGACAUUGGUUAGCCUCCUUCGUUCGGGGCUGGUGCGCAAUCUAGGCAAUAUUACAUCGACAAAGCUGUUCACACAUGCUUAUGCUGGAACGAAACUUUUGAUCGACGAUUAUAUUACCCAGGUUGCAUUGUCGAUUCAGUAUGUCACUUCGCUUCAACCCGUUCCUGGACACACAAAUGGUUUCACGUCCCAAGCGAAGCUGGAGCUGCUACAUGAUACCCGGCAGGCCUUUGGGCGGACAACUUUGCUAUUACAGGGCGGGUCGGCGUUUGGAUUGUGCCAUUUAGGUGUUGUCAAAGCGCUGCAUUUGCAAGGGUUGUUACCUCGAAUUAUCACUGGUACCGCGACGGGGGCUAUGGUUGCUGCUCUUGUGGGUAUUCAUCCGGAGAAUGAGUUGCUAGCACUACUGGAUGGUGAUACGAUCGAUUUUUCGGCUUUUGAUCAGCGGGGGAAAAGUCAAUCCAAUGGAACAUCUGGUAGUAAUGGUAAGGGGGAUGGGUGGUUACGGACAUUUGUUCGGCGGAUGAUGCGAUUCAUUCGCACAGGACAUUUAUUUGAUAUGGAAUUAUUGGAGGAGUGUGUACGAUCUAAUGUUGGAGAUUUGACCUUUGAAGAGGCUUAUGCUCGAUCUAAGCGCAUUUUGAACAUCACGAUAGCCACGGCAGGCAAAACUGGUACACCCAAUUUGCUUAAUUACCUCACAGCACCUAAUGUGUUGAUCUGGUCCGCGGCUGCAGCCUCUAAUGCUUCAUCUUUCUCCUCGCGUUCUGCCCCUGUCACCAUCUACUGCAAAGAUGAAACCGGAUCUAUUGUGCCCUGGCCACAUGCACAAGAUGCAAUUUUCCAACCAUGGAGGCACAUUCACUAUAACGAGGGCGAAUCACCUCUCGCUCGAAUUGCAGAGCUCUUCAACGUAAACCAUUUCAUCGUCUCCCAAGCAAGGCCAUAUCUAAUCCCUUUCCUUCGUUCCGAACUCAAUCUCCUCGAUCGUCGCCAAACUGGCUGGAAUAAUCUUUCCCGAUCUCUUAUGCGCCUUGUGCUAGUUGAGCUCCGCCAUCGUCUCCGCCAACUAGAUUAUCUUGGUCUUCUCCCUGGUGCUGUUAGCCGCCUCCUCAUUGACGAACUCAUUCCCGGUCCAAAUUUGACUCUGGUUCCUGAUUUGGCCUUUUCGGAUCUUGGGAGGCUUUUUCAGCAUCCUACGAGGGAACAGGUUGCUGAGUGGACGCUGAAGGGGGAAAGAGGUGUUUGGCCUGCUGUUAGUGCUUUGAAGGUUCGGGAGGCUAUUGAAAUUGAGCUGGAUCGGGGAUAUCAGAUUGUAAGGAGGAGGAGACCGAGUGAUGUUUCCCUUCCUGCUCCGGUGGUGCAGCAUCAUUCGCCUAAUGAGGGUGUUCCUCGUCGAAGACGGAUAGAUGGGGAGAAGGAGAAGGAGAAAGGGGAUGAUGAUGAGUUUCUUAUUGAGGGGGGGGGGGGGGGGGGAAUUUUAUAG
Messenger RNA from Penicillium angulare, 1803 nucleotides. Its product is annotated as triacylglycerol lipase family protein. Bases 1 to 1803 code for a protein of 600 amino acids. The transcript has 4 exons. NCBI's taxonomy places the organism in Eukaryota, Fungi, Ascomycota, Eurotiomycetes, Eurotiales, Aspergillaceae. The record is from RefSeq and is a predicted model, not a curated record. Gene Ontology annotation, biological process: lipid metabolic process. Gene Ontology annotation, molecular function: triacylglycerol lipase activity.